AUGGAUGUCACCUCCAAACCUUACCUCUCCCCCCCCAGGCCGGUCACCUCCUACCCGCAGCAGCAGCACAACAUCUACCCGCACCCGCACCCUCAUGCUCACCACCCGCUCCACCCGCUCCAUCCACGUCACCGUCUCUCAAACCCGGCCCCCUUCACCUCUACCUCUGCCUCGAGCUCGACCUCCAACGUCUCCAUCUCCAGGGACAAGGAUCUGCACAUCCACAUCUACUGCGCUUCCUGCUCCCGUCCACGAGCUGUCCGCGACUGCUUCGCCUGCACUGAGUGCAUCUGCGGUGUCUGCAGAGACUGUGUGCCUGCUCUCUCCCUCUCCAUGCACUCGGCUGCAGGUUCCCCGCCGUCCUCGUCCUCCACCGUCGGUGCAAUGGGCAUUUCCGUCCUCAAUCUGGGUCCCACCAGCAGCCCUCGCUCCGGAGGUGGCAGCGCAGCCGUGAACAGGCUUGCCCGCAGCAACAGCACCAACACGACAAUGUCCAACCACUCCAGCAUCCACGCAAACGACACGGCCACGGAUGCCCCAGGUGCGGUGUUGUCGGCGGCAAAUGGAGAGCUUUCCAGCUAG
Molecule: messenger RNA, 582 nt
Organism: Nannizzia gypsea CBS 118893
Lineage: Eukaryota; Fungi; Ascomycota; Eurotiomycetes; Onygenales; Arthrodermataceae
Product: RfeD protein
Exons: 2
Coding region: 1-582 (193 amino acids)
Source: RefSeq, a predicted model, not a curated record